UCACUCGGUGUCGCGAUGGAGACCAUGGCCGCCUUCCUCACCCCUUUCCUCCUGCUUCUCUCCUUCUCCCCGACCAUCUCCCCGCAGGAAUGGAACACGCAGGACUACAUGAAGAGAGAGCACUCCCUCGUGAAGCCGUAUCAAGGAAUGGCUACUUCUAUACCAUACUGGGAUUUCCUGGGUAGCACUAUGGUUACUAACAAUUUUAUUCGCUUGACCGGAGAUGUCCAGAGUGUGCGAGGAGCCGUUUGGAAUAAGGUUCCGUGUUUUGUGCAAAAUUGGGAGAUGCAGAUUCAGUUCAAAGUGCACGGUCGGGGAAAGGAUUUAUUUGGUGACGGCUUUGCCUUCUGGUACGUGAAGGACCCAAUGGUCGAAGGGGAUGUUUUUGGCAGCAAGGAUUUCUUCACUGGAUUAGGGGUUAUUGCUGACACCUACAGCAACCACAAUGGCCCACAUAAUCACGGUCACCCAUAUAUCUCUGCGAUGGUGAAUAAUGGCACUCUUCACUACGACCAUGAUCGAGACGGAACUCAUACACAGCUCUCCGGAUGUGUGGCAAAGUUCAGGAAUUUAGAUUAUGACACAUACCUGUCAAUCAGAUAUAAGCAUGACACACUAACAGUUUCCAUCGACAUCGACAACAAGAGAGCGUUUAAGGAGUGCUUCACGGUGGGGGGAGUCAUAUUACCCACCGGAUACUACUUCGGUGUCUCGGCUGCCACUGGGGAUCUUAGCGACGCCCACGACCUAAUAUCUAUGAAAUUGUAUGAUAUUUCUUCCCCAGAUGAUGAUAUCCUUCAAGACAGAGCCAAUGUUAUGCCGUCUGCCUCAUUUUUUGAGCCACCAAGAGACCACGUUGACGAUCCCAAACCUUCAGAGUUGUCGACAUGGAAAAAGGUUCUCCUCCUCAUUUUUGGAGUGAUUGCAAUCUGUGGCUGUGUCUUCAUUGGGGGCUUGUUCUACGUUAAACAAAAAGAGCAGCAGCGAAAGCGGUUCUACUAGAAGUUUUGACGUUUCCUUUCGAAUAGGGGAAAAUAUUUUUAAUGAGAGUGAGAGUGACUGGAAAAAAUGUUUUUAACCACUGUUAUAGAUGGAAGUCUUUUAGCUGAUUUUUAGCAUUUUUUCUUUUUCUUUCAAUCCUUCGUAAGACAAAAAAAGUUAAGAAGAAUUUGAGCAUUACCAAACAUUUUAAGUUGAGAACUUAGUAAUUGACAAAAGGCAUUAUCUUUUUAAUGGUUGAAUGAUAUUGUGAAAGUUCAGUGUAAAAAGUCAGUCAUAGUUAUUAUAAAUGCAUUUUUACUCUAGUGAUGUUAAGUGAUAUAUAGUGAUGUAUAAGUGAUAUAUGGCUCAUCAUUCUGAAAAUUGUUACUGAAGAUGACAGAUGCAGACAAUUUUUUUGUACAACUUUAGGAAAUUUUGAAAUUUGUAUCAAUCUUCAGGAAAAGAAGAGUUUGCAGAAGAUGGAUGUGUUUUUUUGCAAAAUGCAUAAUGAAUUUGUAAUAUAAUGUAUAUUUAAUUUAUUGGUGUUAAAACAGGCAAAUUGUGUGAGUUUCUUACUCUGAUAUAAAUUUGACAAGAAGCAAAAUACCAAAUACUGAAGAAAUGUACUCUUUCAAAGGGCAAUUUGUCGUAAUACAAAGUUUGAUUAGCACAAUGCCAGGGUUCUUAAAGAGGAACUCUGGGAGAGGAAAAAGUAACCCACCCACCCUUUUUUUUUCUCUUUUUCUUUUCUUGUGAUAUAAGUUGUCUUUUUCCUGCUCAGGAUUACACGAGAAUUGUACCGUGCUUGGCGAUAAUGCUUCCUCAUUGUGAAUAUAUAUCUUACAUCCCUGA
This is a messenger RNA of Penaeus monodon (black tiger shrimp), 1833 nucleotides long. Its product is annotated as vesicular integral-membrane protein VIP36-like. Gene Ontology annotation, cellular component: COPII-coated ER to Golgi transport vesicle; endoplasmic reticulum-Golgi intermediate compartment; endoplasmic reticulum membrane. The record is from RefSeq and is a predicted model, not a curated record. Gene Ontology annotation, molecular function: D-mannose binding. Gene Ontology annotation, biological process: endoplasmic reticulum to Golgi vesicle-mediated transport; endoplasmic reticulum organization; Golgi organization. NCBI's taxonomy places the organism in Eukaryota, Metazoa, Arthropoda, Malacostraca, Decapoda, Penaeidae.